Caretta caretta (loggerhead turtle) is the source of this 1782-nucleotide messenger RNA. RefSeq names its product interleukin-17D-like. Gene Ontology annotation, cellular component: extracellular region. Gene Ontology annotation, biological process: inflammatory response. Gene Ontology annotation, molecular function: cytokine activity. NCBI's taxonomy places the organism in Eukaryota, Metazoa, Chordata, Testudines, Cheloniidae. The record is from RefSeq and is a predicted model, not a curated record.
GUUCCUGAGGGGAAGGACGCAGAGAGAUUUUCUUCCCAGCUUCGUCGCCUUCUGAACCUCCCAUUCCAGGCCGGCCCGGUGGCGUCACCUUCAAACAGGCCUGGUGCUCCUGGUCUAUUGUUUACCAGCCUCUUUUCUCUCAGAGGGACAGAAGAAACCUUCCCCACUCCUGUGUGAAAUCGACUAAGGUGGAAACAACCAUGCAUCUAAAGGUGGAAGUGGCUGCCCAAAUUCUGCUGGGCUUUGCCUUUUGUCAGAUGUUCGGUACCCACAUUCCCUGCCGGGAGCCCUCCGAUGCAGAGCUGGAAUCCAUGCUCAGCCGCUUUCUUGCUCCUGGAGUCAGCUUAUUGGCUCAAAUGGAGGAUGUUUUACCUGACCAGGACCUGAAGUCGUGCCCUGUGAAUGUCAGCCAGACCUCGUCCCGCCUCCAGGACAGGAGCGCCUCCCCAUGGUCAUACAGGGUCAACGAAGACCCCCGCCGGUACCCCCGGAGGGUGCUGGAAGCCUACUGCUUGUGUGAGGGCUGCCUGGUAGACAGGCAGGAGGACAGGUCUGUGCAGAGUGAGCCCUUUUACCAGGAGGUGCCCGUUCUGCAGAAAUCCGGCCAGUGUGAGGCAGGCCAGUACGUUUACCAGCCCAGCCGCCUGCAAGUCGCUCAGUUUUGCAUUUGCACGUUCCCUUGAGACAGGCAAAAUGCUUUCACCUGUGGCCACCACCCUGCAGCCUGCCUCAGUGCCCCUGCCAACACAACACUGCCGCUGUCAUUCGGCCGGGGAGCGGAAUGAAUGCCGGAGCCUCGUGAACCAGUGCUGGCAAGGGUACUGGCCCUGGACAAAGACAACAGCCAUCUCAUGGAGACCCACGUAACGGCCAGCACACUCACCAUGCCCGCCGCUACUGUCAUUCACCAGUGGCACAGUCUACAGAGGACUUUCCAAUGGCCAGUCCCAUUGCUAACCUGGUUUCCUCCUUGGGGGGGAUCUAGGCCACAGCCAGGUGGGACUGGCUGUUUUUCAGCUUUGCCAAGUGCUGCUAAGGCAGAGAGGACCUGCAGCCCAUGGAGUUCCCCAGGGCAGCUUGCAGCUAACCCCAUUUAUAAUACAGGCUGAGAGAGGUCCAGCCCACAAGGUGACAGGCCCACGUCAGAAUGCUCCAUCUUGAUCCAGGGAGCGGAUUCUCGCUCAAGAAGGGGCUUCACGUGCUGUGACCUGUCGUCUCUGUGAGCUGCACCUCCACGUUAAACAGAAGAGAACUGCAGUCUGCUUUCUUGGAAGGGCACAGCCCUCGAGCUCUGGGCAGGCUGCCCAUGUGGUCCUUGGCUAGGCAAUGGUUGAGUGCCCCGUUCAUGGUCACACACAGCUUCAGAGACCACAAAGAGCAACCUGCCCCUCAUUCGCUUCUCCAGGGUCCUGCAGAGAGGGGAGUUGCUUUGCUGGGAUGGACGCGACCAGCGGAUUCCACUCAGGAUGAUCCUACGGGAUGUGCUUGGUCUGCAGCGCUGUUGUCGCCAGAAAUGUCUUUGCAGCCUGAGGAGCCAGAGCAGAAGUGGAGCCAGUGGGCUGAGGCGCGUUAGAAGGUUGGCAACUGCCCAGGCCUUGGGAAUGCUCAGUUCCUAGUCAGGUGCAAUCAGACUAUGCAGUCCUGCUGCUCUGUCUUUGGAGGCCUCCAGAAGGCAGGAGGGGGAGGAGGCUUCCUCCCACAGCAGGGGUCCACUGAACUGGGCUGCGAGGCAACAUUGCACAGGGAGACCGUAUGGCUAAUCCUCUCCACUAAUAAAUGUUU